AUGUCUCUCUCUCCCGAGCAAGUCCAGAUCAUCAAGGCCACCGUGCCCGUGCUCGCGGAGCAUGGCACCACCAUCACCACCGUCUUCUACAAGAACAUGCUCGCGGCGCAUCCCGAGCUGAACACCGUCUUCAACACGUCCAACCAGGUCAACGGCCACCAGCCACGUUCCCUGGCCGGCGCGCUGUACGCCUACGCCUCCAACAUUGACAACCUGGGGGCCCUCGGUCCGGCCGUGGAGCUGAUCUGCAACAAGCACGCCUCGCUCUACAUCCAGCCCGAGCAGUACAAGAUCGUCGGCAAGUUCCUGCUCGAGGCCAUGGGCGAGGUGCUGGGCGACGCCCUCACCCCGGAGAUCCACGAUGCCUGGGCCACCGCCUACUGGAUGCUGGCCAACCUGAUGAUCCAGCGCGAGGCCGACCUGUACAAGCAGGCCGACGGCUGGACCGACUUCCGCGACUUCCGCGUCACCAAGAAGACCGUCGAGUCGUCCGAGAUCACGUCCUUCUACCUCGCGCCCGUCGACGGCAAGCCGCUGCCCACCUUCCAGCCGGGCCAGUACAUCUCCGUGCAGGUGUUCGUGCCGGGCCUGAACUACCCGCAGACGCGCCAGUACUCGCUCAGCGACGCCCCCCGGCCCGACUACUACCGCAUCAGCGUCCGCAAAGAACCCGGCCUGAACCCGGCCGAGCCCGGUGCCAAAGCUCACCCGGGCUACGUCUCCAACAUCCUGCAUGACACCAUCAACGAGGGCGACCAGAUCAAGGUGUCGCAUCCGUUCGGCGACUUCUACAACAAGGAGCCCGAGAGCCCGCGCCCGGUCGUGCUGCUCGCCGCGGGCGUCGGCCUCACGCCGCUCCUGUCCAUCCUCAACACCAUCGUGUCCACGCCGUCGGCUGCGGGCGAGCGCAAGAUCCACUUUGUGCAUGGCGCGCGCACGGCCGGCGCGCGCGCGUUCAAGGACCACGUCCUGUCGCUGAAGGAGAAGAUCCCCGGCCUGCAGGCCACCUACUUCACGAGCCACCCCGGCGCCGAAGAGAAGCAGGGCGAGGACUACGAUUUCGCCGGUCGCAUCGACCUCGCCAAGCUGGCGGACAAGGAUCUGUUCCUCGAUGAGCCCUCCGCUGAGUAUUAUGUGUGUGGUCCGGAGGGUUUUAUGACGGACAUCCGCGCGGCGCUGGUCGCCAGGGGGGUGAGCGCGGACCGCAUCAAGAUGGAACUGUUUGGCACUGGUGGUGUGCCUGCCUAA
Messenger RNA from Aspergillus terreus NIH2624, 1248 nucleotides. RefSeq names its product flavohemoprotein (gene fhpA). The record is from RefSeq and is a predicted model, not a curated record. The transcript has a single exon. Gene Ontology annotation, cellular component: intracellular anatomical structure. Gene Ontology annotation, biological process: cellular response to nitrosative stress; nitric oxide catabolic process. Lineage: Eukaryota; Fungi; Ascomycota; Eurotiomycetes; Eurotiales; Aspergillaceae. Bases 1 to 1248 code for a protein of 415 amino acids. Gene Ontology annotation, molecular function: heme binding; nitric oxide dioxygenase [NAD(P)H] activity; FAD binding.